CGCCUGCUUGACCUGAAACAACACAAAGAGUUGAAGCCAACAAUUCUGACAAACCUAACAAAGAUCAAAAAAACCAAUUUGAGAAAGCCAUCCCCUAUGAAUUUCCACAAAACAUAUAUACCACCCACAUUUGAUCUUCUUUUUUCCGCUUGAACAAUCAGGACAUGGAGCUUGCGGUAUCAGCAGUAACCGGUGAAAUCGUCAGCCGGUUCAUCUCCUUCCUCCUGAGCAAGUACUCGAGCCAUGAAAUUUCAGAGGAGAAGCAGCUGGAAAGACUGCAGCAGCUGCUCCUACGAGUAUCCACGGUCGUCGAGGAGGCGGAUGGGCGAUACAUCACCAACUCCGGGAUGCUGAUGCAGCUGAAGGGGCUUGCAGAUGCCAUGUACCGAGGCCACCAUGUCCUGGACAUGUUCAGGUGCAGGAACAAAAUUCAGGAGAAUUCCAUCAAGGAGGUUAGUAGCCCAUUUCCUCCUCUCAAACGUUUUCGCGCAAUUGUUGAUGCUGCUGGGAACAACAAGGCCAGGUACCUUGAGCUGCAUAAAACUUUGAGAAUUUUAGAAGCAGCUGUUGAUCACAUGGCAGAAUUUGUGGUGAUUUUGGGUGGAUGCGAUCGCAUGUCGCGGAGGCCAUAUGAUGCAUACCUGUACACAGAUAACUUCAUGUUUGGCCGUCAUACUGAAAAGCAGAGGCUCCUGAAUUUCCUGUUGGAAUACAACUCACAAGGUCUGCCUCCUGUUCUUCCAAUCAUUGGUAGCCUUGCAGUAGGGAAGAAAACUCUGGUUGCACAUGUCUGCGCCGAUGAGAGGGUUCAAUCUCAGUUCUCUUCAAUUUUGCAUUUGAAUGAAGAUGAUCUUUUGAGAUUAGCACACAGUGAUACUCUCUUAUCAGGGAAGAUGUUGGUAGUUGUUGAAUUUGUUUCAGAUUUGAAUGAGAAGAAUUGGGAGGAAUUCUAUACAUCUCUGACACAAAUGAAUCAAGGAAGCAAGGUGAUCACCAUAAGCAGGUUUAGAAAAUCAGAGAAACUUGGUACUGUGAAGCCAAUUGCACUUGACAUCCAUUCAUACGAAGAAUUGAGCUACCUCUUCAAGACGCUCGCAUUUGGGAGUGUGAACCCUAAGGACCAUCCACGAUUACUGCAAAUAGCCGAAGAAUUUGCCAUGCAAUUGCAGUUGAAAAGUUCACUUGUCGCAGCGAAUUUUCUUGCAGAUGUAUUGAGAAGGAAUUUGGAUGUCAACUUCUGGCUUUGCAUGCUGAACAGGUGCAUAACAGUGGCUGAAAAGAACUUCUCCUUGUACGGUGAGCAUACAAGGUUACUUCUUGAACAAGGUCAUCGUGUAGACAUCACCAACUUUGAUUCAUCUCCAGCUGCUCCAUUGCACAUCGUACCAGGUGUUGGUGCCAAUAGUACAGGGAAGGACUUGCCAAGGGUUAAAUUUACAGAACUAUUACUAGAUCCUAGUGUUAGACCAAAAGGUGAGUUUAAUCUAGUGUCAUGGGAAUCAAGGCUACCUCCUUAUACAUCAUUCGUUCACUUUGUUCCAAAUUAUUCUCAAGAUUUUUCUAAAGAUACACCCUUGUCAGGAAGGAAGCGUCGUGGAGUUCCUUCCUAAUCUUACAAACAUUAUUUUAUUUAAUUUGUAGAUAUGAUAUUUGUCAAGGAUAUAUGUCUCUUUGUAUAUGUGUAGUAGACAAGGGUUAGGGUAGCAUGGCCUUCUCCCAUGUUAAGAUUGCCUCUUGUACAUCGCAAAAAAAAAAAGAUUGCCUCUUGUAGUCAACAUAUGCCCUUUGGACCUAACUCAAUACAUCAAGUCUAUUCCUCAUUUUUCUCUCUUCUCCUAAUUGACAAUAUUGUAAUUCGGAUAUUGGAUACUAAAAGGAUAUAGUGACAUAACCAUGACAUUUUGAUU
This is a messenger RNA of Oryza sativa Japonica Group (Japanese rice), 1907 nucleotides long. Its product is annotated as disease resistance protein RGA2. The record is from RefSeq and is a predicted model, not a curated record. NCBI's taxonomy places the organism in Eukaryota, Viridiplantae, Streptophyta, Magnoliopsida, Poales, Poaceae.